Tachyglossus aculeatus (Australian echidna) is the source of this 795-nucleotide messenger RNA. Its product is annotated as olfactory receptor 10A5-like. Gene Ontology annotation, biological process: G protein-coupled receptor signaling pathway. The record is from RefSeq and is a predicted model, not a curated record. Gene Ontology annotation, molecular function: olfactory receptor activity; G protein-coupled receptor activity. Gene Ontology annotation, cellular component: membrane. Lineage: Eukaryota; Metazoa; Chordata; Mammalia; Monotremata; Tachyglossidae. The transcript has 2 exons. Bases 1 to 795 code for a protein of 264 amino acids.
AUGGGGAUUUUUCAUGUUGCUAAGAAGCACUUUCUUGUGGAGAAAAACCUUAACUCUGUCAUUGUUAGAAACAUGAGCACCGAGCCUAUGUGCAUGUGUGUCAUUCUGUUUAUGAUUUUCCUUGUGAUACACCUAAUAGCCUUGAUAGGAAACUCCCUCUUAGUGCUGGUCCCCGUGGCGGACCCCACCCUUAAAACCCCCAAGUAUUCUUUCUUCAGGAGUCUCUCCUUCAUCGAUUUUUGUUACACCACUGUUUUCAUCCUUAAAAUGCUUACCAAUUUCCUGUCCAAGUAUAAAAGUAUUUCCUUUGGUGGCUGUGUAGCCCAGAUAUAUUUUGCCUUUUUUCCCGGGCCAUCAGAGUGUUGGAUUCUAACGAUGCCUUAUGACAGAAAGGCCGCCAUCUGUGACCCACUCCACUAUUCAUUCAUUAUGAACCAGAGGCUCUGUCUGCAGCUGGCCCUGGCUUCCUGGCUAGCAGGGAUUCCUGCGGCAACAGUACAGACUACAAUGAUGUUUACAUUGUCCUUCUGUGGGCCUAAUGUAAUUAACCAUUUCUUCUGUGAUGGCCCUCCUCCUUUAGAGCUGUUGUGCACAGACACCUUCACGUUUGAGGUUUAUGGUGUAACUGGGACUGUUAUAGCCCUGAUGCUCCCAUAUGGAGUCAUCAUUGCAUCUUACGUCUGCAUCCUCAUCAACAUCCUGAAGAUGCCCCCUGCCAAGACCAUCACAAAGCCUUCUCCACCUGCUUGUCCCACCUCAUUGUGGUCUCACUGUUCUUCAGGGCUGCGAUUUUGA